AAAAGACCCAAGACUUUUGGUUUAUACCAUUUAAACCCCAUGUCCCCUAAUUAAGAUUACAGUUUUCAAAAUCUUCCAGAUUCCACACCUUCCUGUCCUCAGAUUUCUUUCCUUAAUUUCAUAAUACUGAUACACUCGAUUAGUUAUUUCUUUACCAGAUUUUCCUAGAAAUUAUCCAGUUUCUCGGGAAAUCAGGAAUAAAAAAAACUUGGAGCUUCUCUGCUGUUUCCUCAACGCCCCUGCCAAAAAAUUGUUUCAAAUUUUCAGGGUUUUAGAGAUUCUGCAAGUGAGAGAGAGAGGGAGCCAUGGCAGGAGGUGAAAGGAAGCGUAGAAGGAGGAAGUUACAGUUAAGCAAGCUGUUCACACUAUCAUCAGCCAAAGCAUGUUUCAAGCCAGCACAUUCGCAGAUCGGACGAACUGGUUUCUCCCGUGUGGUUUACUGCAACCAACCUGAAUCAGCUGAUUACUGCGACAACUACGUGAGGACCACCAAGUACACUCCCACCAGUUUCCUCCCUAAAUCACUCUUCGAGCAGUUCAGGAGAGUCGCCAACUUCUACUUCCUUGUCGUUGGGAUCUUGUCUUUCACUCCUCUCGCUCCUUACACAGCUGUGAGCGCCAUUGUUCCCUUGACUUUCGUCAUCCUUGCUACUAUGGUUAAAGAAGGUGUCGAAGAUUGGCGCAGGAAACAGCAGGAUAUUGAGGUGAAUGGUAGAAAAGUUGGAGUGCACCAAGGGAAUGGGCACUUCGAUCUUAAGGAGUGGAAGACACUAAGAGUUGGAGAUAUAUUAAAGGUGGAGAAAAACGAUUUCUUCCCUGCAGACCUUGUCCUGCUUUCAUCUAGCUACGAGGACGCUGUUUGCUACGUAGAGACAAUGAACCUCGACGGGGAAACAAACCUGAAACUCAAACAAGGACUAGAAGUAACCAUGUCAUUGCGCGAAGAAGUUGACUUCAAAGACUUCGAGGCUUUUAUCAAAUGCGAGGAUCCUAACGCUAACCUGUAUUCCUUUGUCGGCACUAUGGAGCUCAAGGGAGAAAAGCACCCUCUCUCGCCGCAACAGCUUCUUCUAAGAGGCUCAAAACUCAGGAACACAGAGUAUAUCUACGGGGCUGUUAUCUUCACAGGUCCUGACACAAAGGUAGUCCAGAACUCAACGGAGCCUCCUUCAAAGAGAAGCAUGAUCGAGAGGAAGAUGGAUAAGAUCAUAUACCUCAUGUUCCUUAUGGUAGUUUCAUUGGCCUUCCUCGGUGCGAUUUUGUUUGGGAUAACAACGAGAGAAGAUUACCAGAACGGCGUCAUGACGAGAUGGUAUCUGAAACCAGAUGAUUCCACCGUCUUCUUUGACCCUCAGCGAGCGCCUCUGGCUGCGGUCUGCCACUUUCUUUCUGCCCUGAUGCUGAACAGCUACUUCAUCCCUAUCUCCUUGUAUGUCUCUAUAGAGAUUGUUAAAGUUCUUCAGAGCAUCUUCAUCAAUAAAGACAUCCAUAUGUAUUACGAGGAAGCUGACAAGCCGGCGCUAGCACGUACCUCUAAUCUGAACGAAGAGCUUGGGCAAGUGGGGACAGUUCUUUCGGACAAGACUGGAACGCUGACGUGUAACUCAAUGGAGUUCAUCAAAUGUUCUAUCGCUGGGAGAGCGUAUGGGCGUGGUGUUACAGAGGUGGAGAUGGCUGUGGGUAACGGUAUUGAGUAUGCUGUUGCUGCAGAACCGGUGGUGAAAGGAUUCAACUUCAGAGAUGAAAGAAUAAUGAAUGGGAACUGGGUCAAGGAAACGGAUGCUAAUGUCAUUCAGAAGUUCUUUCGUUUGUUGGCGGUGUGUCAUACGGUUAUACCUGAGGUGAGUGAAGAUACGGGAAAGAUCUCUUACGAGGCUGAAUCACCGGACGAGGCAGCUUUUGUUAUUGCAGCGAGGGAGCUUGGGUUUGAGUUUUUUAUCCGGACUCAAACAACAGUAUCCGUUAGAGAGCUAGACGUUGUGACUGGGGGACGAGUUGAAAGGAUGUAUAAAGUCCUGAACGUUCUUGAGUUCAGUAGCGCAAGGAAAAGGAUGUCAGUGAUAGUGAGGGAUGAAGAUGGGAAACUCCUUUUACUUUGUAAAGGUGCAGACAGUGUUAUGUUUGAAAGACUUUCUGGAAACGGUAGAGAGUAUGAAGAGGAAACCCGAGACCAUGUGAACGAGUAUGCUGAUACUGGACUGCGAACUUUGAUUCUUGCCUACCGUGAACUCGACGAGAGAGAAUACGAGGUGUUCACCGAGAGAAUCAGUGAGGCUAAGAGCUCGGUUAGUGCUGAUCGAGAAGCAUUGAUAGAUGAAGUCACUGAGAAGAUUGAGAAAGAUCUGGUUCUUCUUGGAGCUACCGCUGUUGAGGAUAAACUCCAAAAUGGGGUUCCUAAUUGCAUUGAUAAGCUUGCUCAAGCAGGAAUAAAGAUUUGGGUUUUGACAGGAGACAAGAUGGAGACUGCUAUCAAUAUUGGCUUCGCUUGUAGUUUGCUGAGACGAGACAUGAAGCAGAUCAUAAUCAACUUGGAGACCCCUGAAAUCCAGCAGUUGGAAAAAUCCGGUGAAAAAGAUGUCAUUGCAGAGGCGUUGAAGGAAAAUGUACUGCGUCAGAUAACUAAUGGAAAGGUUCAACUAAAAGCUUCUGGUGGAAACUCUAAGGCAUUUGCUCUAAUCAUUGAUGGGAAAUCACUUGCUUAUGCAUUAGAGGAUGAUAUGAAGUACAUUUUUCUUGAGCUGGCCACUGGUUGUGCCUCAGUGAUUUGUUGUCGUUCCUCACCAAAACAGAAAGCACUGGUGACAAGACUAGUCAAAACUGGAAGCGGUCAGACGACACUGGCGAUUGGAGAUGGCGCAAAUGAUGUUGGAAUGCUUCAGGAAGCAGAUAUAGGAGUUGGGAUCAGUGGAGUGGAAGGAAUGCAGGCUGUGAUGUCCAGCGACAUCGCCAUUGCUCAGUUUAGAUAUCUGGAGCGCUUGUUACUCGUCCACGGACACUGGUGUUACAGGAGAAUCUCAAAAAUGAUUUGCUACUUCUUUUACAAGAACAUCACAUUUGGGUUCACUCUCUUCUUAUAUGAGGCAUACACUUCAUUCUCUACUACACCUGCUUACAAUGACUGGUAUCUCUCUCUCUAUAGCGUCCUUUUCUCCUCACUUCCUGUCAUUUGUUUGGGAAUCUUCGACCAGGAUGUAUCUGCACGGUUCUGUCUCAAGUUCCCUGUAUUGUACCAAGAAGGUGUGCAAAACCUCCUCUUUAGUUGGCGGCGGAUAUUCAGCUGGAUGUUCCACGGCUUCUGCAGUGCAAUAAUCAUUUUCUUCCUCUGCAAAACCACUCUUGAAUCUCAAGCCUUCAACCACCAAGGGAAACCCGCAGGGAGAGAUAUCUUCGGAGGAACAAUGUACACAUGUGUGGUGUGGGUUGUGAGUUUGCAGAUGGUGUUGACAAUCAGUUACUUCACAGUGAUUCAGCAUCUAGUCGUUUGGGGAUCUGUGGUUGUAUGGUACCUUUUCCUGACGGUGUACGGAUCACUGCCGCCGAGGGUGUCUACAGAUGCAUAUAUGGUCUUUCUUGAAGCUCUUGCGCCCGCGCCUGCUUACUGGAUCACCACUCUCUUUGUGGUGAUGGCCACGAUGAUGCCUUACUUCAUCUUCUCUGCUAUUCAGAUGCAGUUUUUCCCAAUGUCUCAUGGGACUAUAAAGCUGCUUAAGUACGAGGAUCAGUGCAAUGACCCUGGGGAGUUAGAGUUGGUGAGACAGGCAUCAGUAAGGCCUGCAUUGGUUGGUUUUACGGCUAGGAUAGAGGCCAUAAAGAGAUCGGUCAUGAGAUCUCGUCAGACUGGACCUUGACAAGUCAUAUGAUUCCCUCGUUUUUUUUUGGGGGGGUGGGGAGGAUGUAAAUAAAAGACCAAAUGAACUGCAAACGAGGGGAAAGUGGUAGAUCAUUACAAGAAUGUAGUGAACAGGUUUUUUUUACUGGUUUCUGCAGCAUAAAGGGUGCAAAUUCUGAUUAUUGCGGCCUUGACCGGUGAAAAAGACGAGAAUAUUACAGAGUUUGAAUGUCGAGAAAAAUCUAAUUAUAUUGGGAAAAAGUGGGAGAUUGUACAUGAGUUAAGAUAAAGAGUAAAGAAAGAUUUUACAAUA
Molecule: messenger RNA, 4142 nt
Organism: Brassica oleracea var. oleracea
Lineage: Eukaryota; Viridiplantae; Streptophyta; Magnoliopsida; Brassicales; Brassicaceae
Product: putative phospholipid-transporting ATPase 12
Exons: 12
Coding region: 306-3848 (1180 amino acids)
Biological process (GO): phospholipid translocation
Cellular component (GO): plasma membrane
Molecular function (GO): ATP binding; ATP hydrolysis activity; ATPase-coupled intramembrane lipid carrier activity
Source: RefSeq, a predicted model, not a curated record